UGUUUGUAUAAAUAUUGUAGUUCUUAUUUUUAUAUAUUUAUAUACAUUGAUUAUUAUUUUUUUGACAAACAUACUUUAAGUAAUGUUUUAAGCUGAAACUGUUAAGCUUAUAUAUAUUAAUAAUGUAAUUACAAACGCAAUACUUAUCAAAAACGGAAUGAUAAGGUAAUUUUUAAUUAUUUUUAUCAAAAUGACGUAGGUUUUUGUUGGGAAGAGUAUAUUAAUAAUAUUGAUACAGUUUAUUAGUGCGGACGUAAGCGAGGCCAACGUAGAUAGCAAGGUAACAAUAUUUAUUCAUCGUAUCAAAGUACGCGAAUCAAAGGUCGCUUAGUAGUUUCCACGCGAAAAUGACUAUUAGAGCGAAGAUAUUAAAAACCUUAAUAUUAGGCGCUCCGGCAUCAGGAAAAGGUACGAUUUCUUCAAGAAUUGUGAAAAAAUAUAAUGUGGAACAUGUAUCCAGUGGUGAUAAGUUAAGAGAUCACAUUGAAAAACAAACUGAAUUAGGGAAGGAAGUAAAAAAAUACCUUAAUGAAGGGAAACUUGUACCUGACGAUGUAAUAAUUAAGUUUAUGAUUAUGGAAUUGAAGAAAGUGGAAAGUAAACCCUGGCUUCUAGAUGGUUUUCCUAGGACAGUGGCUCAGGCCAAUGCUCUUUGGAAAGUUCAACCAGUUGAUCUAGUCUUAAAUUUAGUUGUGCCAUUUGAAGUUAUUAUUGAUAGAGUGAAAAAUCGGUGGGUUCAUUUGCCUUCGGGAAGAGUUUAUAAUAUAGGAUUCAAUACACCGAAAGUGAUGGGUAAAGAUGAUGUAACCGGUGAAGAUUUGAUUCAGCGUCCAGAUGAUAAACCAGAAGCUGUGCAAAAAAGAUUACAAAUAUAUGAGAGUGUAACUCGACCAGUAAUAACCUUUUAUAAAGAAAAAGGAAUUCUCAAAGAAUUUGAAGGGCGGACAUCUGAUGAAAUCUGGCCCAAAGUGACAGCAUAUUUAGAUCCUAUUCUAAAAUAGUUUUAGAAUAAUUUUGACCAAAAUAUUAAAACUGUUUUACAUAUAUUUUGUAUCAUAUGAAAAUGUAGCACAAAACUAUUAAAAAAAAGCACAUGUUCCUUAAAUAAUCUCAUUUUUUAACAAGAGGCUCUCUGCAUUAUAUCUGAAAAAAUGUAUUCUAUUUACAACUAUAAAAAACAUAAAAUAUUUGACAAUAAUCAUAAACAUCUUGUAAUCAUUUAGUCACAAAUACUUCAUUUUAAAAACUUGUAUAUUGUUUUAUAAACUGUUCUGUUUACAUAAUGGUCUUCCAUUUAAACAUUUUUGUACUUAAAAUUGGUUUUUUACCCACUAUAUACAAGUUGAGCUGUUUUAUAGGUAUUUAUAGUUAUUUUUUGUAAUUUAAAAUAUAAGAAAUAUUGACAUGUCACUCUUUGUAAAAUUGGUGAUGCAAAUUUUUUAUAACCGUAACAAGUAAUUUUAUACAUAUUAAGUAUGGAACAAGAAGCAUAUCUCAAAGAUGUAGCAUUAAUAAGUUAUAAAUUUAUGAUCAACAAAUAUUAUUUUAAUGAUAAGAGGUAUUUAUUAUCUUUACAUAUAUUGUUUUAUGCUAUAGUAUAACUAAGGAAUUGGCAUAUAAUUAUUAUGAUUCUAGUCAUCAUAUUAUUUGUUACAACAUCUAGAAUAAAGGAACAUACAAGCAACGAAAUUUGAUUGUUUUUAUAGUUGUAAUUUCUAUAAAUCUGGAUUUUUAAUAUUAACUAAUAAUAGGCAAAUAAUGACGUAACAAUUUAUGGGUUUGUGCAAUUUUUUUAAUCAAUAAAAUCCUUAAUACACUGUAAAAGUUUUAGAUUAAAUUUGUAAUGGUUUAUAAUGAUUUAGAUUAUAAUGGUUUAUUUUUAUAUUGUUUUAGAAUUUUGUUGUGGGUGAAAGUCAAUUUAUUGACAUUUAUAAAUAGUAAGACAAGCACAAGAUAAGGUACCUGUUGGUAAAUGUUAUUAUUAUAUAUUAUUUUUUGUUAGGUUUGUAUUAUGAUAAAUGGUUUGCUUAGUUAAUUAUGUCCAAUGUUUUGACGUCCGCUAGUAUUCCAAAAUUGAAUUUAUUAUAGAUAUAAAAUGGUUUACAAUGUUUGCUUUUGAUUGUUGUUAUUG
This is a messenger RNA of Vanessa atalanta (red admiral), 2131 nucleotides long. RefSeq names its product GTP:AMP phosphotransferase AK3, mitochondrial (gene Ak3). Gene Ontology annotation, cellular component: mitochondrion; cytoplasm. Gene Ontology annotation, molecular function: AMP kinase activity; ATP binding. The transcript has a single exon. The record is from RefSeq and is a predicted model, not a curated record. The coding region runs from base 348 to 1001 and encodes 217 amino acids. NCBI's taxonomy places the organism in Eukaryota, Metazoa, Arthropoda, Insecta, Lepidoptera, Nymphalidae. Gene Ontology annotation, biological process: nucleobase-containing compound metabolic process.